GUUCGACCUUUCCUGCUCUGGAGUUGUUCAAUUGGUCUCGCAAUCGUUGACUACUGCUCUCACGGUCAGAUAGAUACCUUCUGACUAAUUAAUUUUGUAAAACGCGCCGUACUGUAUGUUUCGGCCUGCAUUGUUCUCUCGCUGCCUUCGUCCUGCUGCACUCCGGUACAGAUACUACUCCCGAACCGCAAGGAUGUCGUUGAAGGCCAUCUCGUCGAAAGAUGCUGCGUCGCUUGACAAGGACCUUAUGGACGCGGACAUCGGCGGUUGGUCCUUGGACCAGCUGAUGGAGCUGGCGGGGCUGUCUGUUUCGCAGGCUGUCUAUCGAGUCCAUCCUCCUAGCGCGGGAAAGAAUGUCCUUGUUGUUUGUGGGCCGGGUAACAACGGAGGUGACGGCCUCGUGGCAGCUCGCCAUCUAGCCCAAUACGGCUACACCCCAUCCAUCUACUAUCCCAAGGAGGGCAAGAAUCCCCUCUACCAGCGCCUCAAAACCCAACUCCACAACCUCUCCGUCCCCUUCAUCACAGACCUCCCCCCCGCAAUCCGCACCUCCGACUUUCUCGUAGACGCCAUCUUCGGCUUCUCCUUUGGUGGACCCCUGCGCGACCCCUUCCCAACCAUCAUCUCGCAGAUCGAAACCGCCUCCAUCCCUGUUUUGAGCGUCGACGCCCCCAGCUCCUGGGACGUCGAGUCCGGGCCGCCCGAGUCCGGCCCCGGCUCGAAGUUCAUGCCUGAUGCUCUGAUCAGUCUCACGGCUCCUAAGCCCUGCGUGUGCUUUUACCGGGGUCGCCAUUUUCUGGGUGGGCGCUUUUUGACUGAUGCUGUGGCGCGGAAAUAUGGGUUGGAUGUCCCUGCUUAUCCGGGGGUUGAUCAGGUUGUUGAGAUGCCUGUUGAUGCUGAUGGGGGGAGGCUAUAGCGGUUGAUGUUUAUUCUCUAUUUAUGUCCAUAUUAAUAUCUAGUUAAAUCUAUACUUAUAUCUAUCGCUUGUCUUAUUUUGGA
Messenger RNA from Aspergillus candidus, 999 nucleotides. RefSeq names its product NADHX epimerase. The transcript has 5 exons. Gene Ontology annotation, cellular component: mitochondrion. The record is from RefSeq and is a predicted model, not a curated record. Bases 116 to 916 code for a protein of 266 amino acids. Gene Ontology annotation, molecular function: NAD(P)HX epimerase activity. Lineage: Eukaryota; Fungi; Ascomycota; Eurotiomycetes; Eurotiales; Aspergillaceae.